UUUAGCCACAUUAUAGCCACUAAGUUUUCUCCACAGCUGUAAAGGAAGCUUAUGCUGUUUGGGAAACCAUUGCAUGUAAUAACCGUGACACGUCCAGUUAGCAGGCAGUGGAGCUAGCAAGCUAACUAGCUACUUUUAUUCCUAGUAACAGUGCUAGGAAAUGGAGCUACUGCUCAGCAAAACACUGGCCACAGAUGCAUAUACCUGGACAGAAAAUCCCCAGUUUAAUUAACCUCUGUGGAUGUUUUCCCCCUCGGAGUGGAAGACAUUUCGACGACAUUGUCAUCGGAGAGUUUGACAGGAGUGAAAUAUCCCCACUACUGUACUGUACUUGGGUUUUCUCCUCCAAACCAAAGCAAGAUGGACUCUCAUUCGGCUUGUCUGUCUUGUCAGAGCCCAGAUCGACAUUUUGCACGGAGAUGAAAAUGUAUGCUUAAGAGGUCAUCGUCAUUGCAUGACAAAGGCUGUGGCAGAUUCAUCUUCAUCACUCAUUCAGCAUUUCCAUAGUUUUUUCUUCAGUGCGGUAGUACCAUGAAGGGUGGAGGAAGGGGAAAGGAGCCACCAGUUGCGGGAGAGGUCGCAGGCAAGCGCCCAAAACGCAAAUGCCUGCAGUGGCACCCACUUCUCUCCAAAAAAGCUCUGGAUUUCUCUGAGGAGGAAGAAGAGGAAGAUGAAGAGGAGCUGGAGAAGCAGCCGCUGCUGUGCGACCAGGACCAGGGGUCUCAGGUGCAAUGUGGAAGCACAACAGAGGAAGUGGAGGAGGAUUCCACUGAACAGCGGGCUCGGCGGCCAAUGAAUGCCUUCCUCCUCUUCUGCAAGCGCCACCGCUCGCUGGUGCGGCAGGAACACCCUCGCCUGGAUAACCGAGGGGCCACUAAGAUCCUGGCUGACUGGUGGGCAGUGCUGGAGCCCAAGGAGAAACAGAAGUACACUGACAUGGCCAAGGAGUACAAAGAUGCCUUUAUGAAGGCAAACCCGGGCUACAAGUGGUGUCCCACCACCAGCAAACCGGUAAAAAGCCCAUCCUGUCAGCCAGUCAGCAACCCUCGCAAAAAAGUUUGGUCCUUCACUUCCAACCCAUCCAAGGACUCGACCACUGCCAAAAAAGUGCCCAAACCUGACAACAUGCCGCAGUUAAACUUUGCUAUGGCAGAUCCUACAAAGAUGGGAGGCCUGAGCAUGCUGCUGUUGGCUGGAGAACAUGCCCUCACAAACAGAGAGAUCCCUUCCAGCACUAAACCUAGUUUACCUGACACAGCCAGUGAAGGGAACUCCUUUCCAGGGGACAAGGAAGAGAUAUUGUCUGGGACAAUACCGAAGAGAGUGCCUGACAAUACUAAAAUCAGGGUCAAGUCUGCCCUUUCUCCACUGGCAGAGUCAUCUUUGUCUGCGGCACCAGAAGGAAGACCAUGCAGACAGUCCGCUCUCUUCCAGCUUGCUGAGAUGUGUUUAGCCUCUGAAGCCGGGAAGAUGGACACAGUCGUCUCUCAGCCAGAGGACAGCUGCUCUACAGCCUCCCUCCAGCAAACCACAGUCAAGGCAGAGACCAAGGAGGAGAACGCAAACACUGACGACAGCCCUCCCUCCUCGCACACACUGGCUCACCUACCUUCGCUCUCCUCUUGUACUUCUACCUCCACUGAUGCCAUUCCCCCACAACUUAACAGCCAAAACGCACGUGUCAAAAAGAAGAGCAAGAAAAAAGAUCCGACUAAGUCUAAUGAUUCCGAGGAGCUGGCUUGCUCACCAAAUAAGAUCAUGAAAAAGUGUAAUCAUGCAGAAAUAGAUACAGACAGUGUCUUCAGUACUAUUGAGGCGGUGGCCAAAGGGGUCUGGAAGGAACCUGAGGAGAAAGCAAAGAAGAAGAUGCAGAGCAGCCCUGGUGGCAUUGGAAACUCUGGUUUACCCAAAAAGAAGAGCAAGCCCAAAGUGAAGACCUCUGUCAAAGAACCUGAACCUGAAGAGGAAAUGGAAGAAGGCACUGGGCAGUGUGGUCAACAAAACUCCUCUGAUGUGGAAAUGAAGGAAGAAAUGACCGAGGCUAGCCCUAAGUCCGAGGCAGAAGAAACAAGUAUAGGAAGCACAGAGAUUCAGGAGUGUAUGGCUGAACCUCCUCAGUCCCCCAGUUACCCCUCACCUACUAAACUCAAAGAGGAGGACAAGGGGAAGGAGAGGCUGAGCGAGGUGGAGUCCAUCACAGAGAGCCGGGGGUCCAGGAAAUCAGAGAGGAGCUGCAAAGGAGCCUUGUACAAAACGCUGGUCUCUGAGGGAAUGCUCACUUCUCUGAGAGCCAACAUCGACCGAGGUAAAAGAGGUGCUUUACGUGCUUCGGAUCAUGACGCGACCUGGAGUGAUGACAGCUGGGCAGUUUCUCAGAUGGGACCUAAUAACCCCAAGAAGCUGAAAAAGUCCAAGUCCAAAGACGAGUCUUCGCAAGGCCUGGGGAAACUCGAGGAGGAGUUUGAGAAGAAGUUUAACAGCCUGCCACAGUACAGCCCCAUGACGUUUGACAAGAAGGGCACAGCCAUCGCAAAGAAGAAGAAAGCUGACAGCCCUGCAGCCCAGGAGGACAUGUCUAAAACUGGCAAAGGGUCAUCUCCAUCUCAGAAAAAGACUUCAUUCCACAAGAUUGUUAGGAAGCACAAACACAAAAAGGAGAAACCAGGUGCAGUGGACAAAGCGGUGGUACAAAGUGACUCCAUGCUGGACUCAGCUUCAAAAGCCAAAUCUUGUGCCCCUAUUGCCACGAUGUGCCCCGACAUCCAGGGCACCGCUAGUAUGGAGAUGUUAGUUGGUAGCCAGAAGAGGAAGGCUAGGAAGACCAAGAUCACACACUUGGUGCGCACAGCUGACGGCAGUGUGUCUCCAGCUGAGGAGGACAAAACUAGGGACCUGAUCCAGGAACAGGAUAAGAAGCCAUUACCCCAACAGAAUUUAUGCAAUGAAAAAGGGUGCUACAGUAAUCCCAGAGCAGAGGAGGCAGAAAGGAGCACCGUACCACAAGAGCUGCCCGCUUUCUUCAGUUUGGCAGCACUCGCUGAGGUAGCAGCCAUGGAAAACGUUCACAGAGGCCAGAGAGGCUUGGCUGAGACUCAGAAGAAAGAGCUUGCCCAGACUCCGGUCCUCAUCUCCUGCGCUGAUCAGUGAAAACUCUGCUGCUGUGAUAAGACGCCACAACAUGGACACUGGCAGUGGAGCUUUACUCUCCUCAGCUGAAAGAAGACUUGAUCAGGAAGCUUUGGACAGACUCCACCUUCCCCCCUUUUGUGGUGAAUUUGCUUGAGCCAGGGUUCACGGCGGGGGAACGAGAUGACUCUCCUCUUCCUCCUCCUCCUCCUCCUCUUCCCUGCUCCUUGCUAUCUCAGUGUUUUCCCCCCAAAGCCUUCCUUUGGUAAGAGGGAGGAUGCCUUUCUGAACUCCUCCCGCCCCCCUUAGAUGCUCCGUUAGGGCCUGUGGAAGAACCACGCUGUCCCCCCCAGUGCAUGGCUUCCCUUAUAGAGAUGGUUGUCAUGGGUUUAUUGUACACCUUUUGUCAAAUAGAGGCCAUUUUUAUGGUCACGUCUUGCAAUUAAAAUACAUAGCAUUUUAGGUAAGGAGAGAACCUGACAUAGCAUUCGUUUUCUAGAAGAACACAGCUUUCUGUCACCUUUUUACCUCACACACGCCUACUGAAGUGUCCCCCCUCCCCUCCUCCGAUAGAAUACCUCUGUAUUUGAACAGUUCUUACCCCUUCCAUUCCUUCCAGCUUCAACCCAAAAUGACUUUAACCAGGGUAAAUGAUCAUGAUGGAUAGACUUCCAUUACCUUGCUUAGUGUUUCCCUGUGGUACACCCAUGCGGUGUACUCAAACUACAAUGAAAUCACGGUUGACUAGAGUAUUUGAUAUGUAUGCUAAGUUGAUGCUACUGUAAAACAGUAUGUGGUAGCUACAAAUAAUCAUUUUAGACUGAAUGUGUAAGAGUAGACUUGUGCAUACCCUUGCAUCUGUGCUAUGGUUGACUUUUAGCUGAGGCUGUUUCCCUCGUUUAUCCUCAAGUAGUCGUCCCUGUCAGGUUUUAUGAGAAGAUAGCAUAAAAAACGCUUCCCGUGACAGGGAAGUUGUGUGAAAGUGAUUCAGAUAUAGCCUUAACCCUCCCACCCAAACCCUUUUUGCCGCCACAAAGCCCUCAACCAGCUUCUUGCUAAAUGCCAUCACAGUCCUGUACGCAUUUAUUUGAAUAGUGAAAUGCAGUUUUUGUCAAUACUUGAUCUUUUUGCAGUUUGCGUAGCAAUUAGAACGGUUAUUAAUUCCUUGUGUGCGACUUGUUUUAAUGGGGUAGGUGUUUUUUUUUUUUUUAAAUGAUGAUGAUUACGUAAACACUGCACUAAUUUGUAGCUGAAGUUUGAGUUGCUCUUGGUAGGGUGAUAAAAUGCCUUGUCUCCUCAGUGUUCGUUUGCCAUAGUGGGACAUAGUGCUUCGUGUUUUUAGGACCUGCCACAAGCUCUGUUAAAUUUGAGAAUUUGGCAGAAUCACAUUCGUGAAUUGUCUUCUACAACUCUCAUCAAAUGAGACUUUUAAAGAAGCGCAACACAAAAAUGAAAUAUUCUGUUUUGUUUUGUUUGUUUCUUGAUUUUAGCUUGUCAAAAUCUAGCAAAUUGAGAUGAAAUCAGAGCUAACGGAGACAAGGCAUUUGAUGAUCUUCUCCCCAUCAUGCGUUUCCUAUCGGCCUUUUUGAGAUUUUAUUGCCAAGUAAUGGUCUACUCAGAGGUUACCUUAUCGAUGUUUUGAUUUUUAGAAGUAUUUAUGUGUAGAAGAUUUUGUUAAUCCUCGGUCAGAAUCAUUCCACCUCCGCGCCUCUGUCUUGACCAUACUUCUGUUUACUGUGUGUUUGCUGUACUGAUGAGUAAAGAAGGAUGCAGUUCAGGUUUUUUCAGGACUGAGAGGAGCUGAGAGCUACAUAAACUCCCCACCUGCACCUCAUACUUACUAUCCUCUUGUUUCUCUGUGGAGACCAAUACUUAAUUUAUCACAUUUUAUAUCACCUAUAUCACCUUUUUCCAGCUUUUUUUUUUUUUUCUUUCUGUUUAUUUUUCUAUUUGAUUUUUGGUCUGUGUUUAUGAGUCCUCUUAUUAACUUUAAAGGUUUUUCCUGAGGUCAAGUUUACUGGAUUAAGACUGUUGUCAAAAGAGAUCAAGCUCAUAGACGAUGAAUGCAUCUAAGCUUACCUGCUAAGCAAAAAGGCACUGAGAUAAAAUGCACCGUCUUGUCCUCUCAACUCUGGCGGUGCAGCUUUGACUGCAUCCUGGUAACGUUAAGGUGUGCUUUCGGACACUUAAAAGACAAGACUGAUAAACACAGUGAGAAAUGCAUGGGUCUUAGAGAACCUGUGUUUUAUGUAAUAGAGUAUUUUUUUCUAAACCAAGGCAUUGUUACAUGGUAAAAAUGUUUUGCUUGUACACCCUUUGCGUGCAAAUAGUGCAGCACAUGCAACAGAUGUAGGAUUCCUCCCUAAAUUUGUCCUUAAAAGAUAAACUAACUGCAAAAUUUCCCAGUAAAGCUGAAGGGAACCACAGUAUGCUUUAUGAUAAUCCUAAUAAUAUACUGUAUAUUUAUAUUUUUUCAGAUAAGAGAGAAAGUUACAUUAAGGACACUAUCAUCCACACAGUAAUCUGUAUAGUUCUUCCACUGGUUUACAUCAGUGUAGUUCUUUGUAAAGACAAAGGAAUUGUCUUCCCCCAAAAUAGAUAUAUUUGCUUAUAGCAAGUGAGUUUAUUGACAUUUGCCAAAGAAAAGGGAAAGGUAUAUUCAAAUGGAAAUCCUGUUAAAUAAAAAAAAUGAAAGCUGGCAUGACAGUUGCACUGCAUUUUCUAGGUGUAUAAAUCUUCAGGUAACAAUAUCAGCACAAUUCAUCCUGUGUAUCUAAUGGGAUUUCCUUGGUGUUUGAACCCAGAGUUGGAAUGAUGUGCAACAAAAGGGCACCACUUAAUGCCUCUUUUAAUAUACAGUAUUUGCACCUUAUGACCCAAACCAAAAUAAUCAUGAUCUUUGAAAAAAAAAAAAUUAUAGAAUUUAUACCCAAUCUAUGGAAGUUAUGCAUUUUAAUGACUAUAUAUGCUAGAAUCCAGUCAAUAACAAAUCCACACAUCUACAAAACAGCCAUAAUACUGUCAUUUCCCCAUCCCCCUCACUUUUUCUAUCUAGAAAUGCUUCUAUAAAGUUUGAAAUUCCUAUAUUAGUUACCUAAAUGACUAUAAUACCCUUUUGUGCUAGUACUGUCUUCUUGAAUGUAAUCAUUUUGUACCUGUAUUUUUCUAAUUCAGUCUUGAUUGUACUGUAUGUAUGCUAUGAUGGUAUACUGUUCCUUAGGUGCAUAGUUCGUUACAACCAGUUCUCAUAAGAAGAUAGCUGCUGCACUGCGAACUCAAUGGAAAUAUGAGGAGGUUUUAAGUCCAAAGGACUUCCUGUACUUCGUGAGCAUCCAUUAGACUGAAAGUGGAGAGAGUCUUGCUUUUUGAGUGGUGGGACAAUAGCUUCCCCUGGUUUUGCUUUUUGUUUUUUCCUUUUUUUUUUUUCUUUGCAGUAAAAGUGAAAGUCUGUUCAGGUUAAGGAGGACAGUUAAAACAGGGACACUCCUGCAAUCAGACAGAACAAUUGAAUGCUUGAGUUUGAACUUAUUUAUUACUGUUCCUUUUUAUAGGUGUAGACGAAUAAAAAGACAUACACAACUGAAUAUGCAUCCAUUUAUACAUGAACAUGUAUAAGAUUAUCUACCCUUUACUGGAAUGUAGAUCAUGGCUUCUGUUGAUUUUUUUUUUUUUUUUUCUGUGAAGAAGAGGUUCUGCUUGAUCUUACGAGUCUCUUUCCUCUGAUAGUUUGUACAACCUGUGCUUACUCUAAUUUAUGUUAAUGAAAAUCACCAUGACAGAUAUGUUUUUGAUUGUUACAGCCCAGUUGUUAAAUGCAGCCUUGCCUUACUGGAACCCCUGCUUAGUGAGGGAUCCCUCAGCCACCUUACCCACCUGACCUACCCCAUCCCACCAACUCCUGUGUCAUAACACUGUUUGCUGAUGCAACUAUUAUUCCUUUUACACUUUCUGCUGACGCGACUAUUACUUCUUGAACACCUAUUAAAAUAACAUCUAUUACACCUCUG
Sphaeramia orbicularis (orbiculate cardinalfish) is the source of this 7133-nucleotide messenger RNA. It is a transcript of the gene bbx, whose product is annotated as BBX high mobility group box domain containing. Bases 532 to 3147 code for a protein of 871 amino acids. Gene Ontology annotation, cellular component: nucleus. The transcript has 16 exons. Gene Ontology annotation, molecular function: RNA polymerase II transcription regulatory region sequence-specific DNA binding; DNA-binding transcription factor activity, RNA polymerase II-specific. The record is from RefSeq and is a predicted model, not a curated record. NCBI's taxonomy places the organism in Eukaryota, Metazoa, Chordata, Actinopteri, Kurtiformes, Apogonidae. Gene Ontology annotation, biological process: regulation of transcription by RNA polymerase II.